CACCCUGGCUCUCCUCUGCGUAACCCGCUCAAAGCCGCGGUCUCCACCCUGGAGGCCGAAGCCCGGGUCACUGCCCCUCUCGCUUGAGCCUCUGGCCUGGGCGUCCAGCGCUGGGCCUUGCCCCGCCCGUCUGCCCGCUUCACACUGCAUCCAACCCCCGAAUUCGCGCCACACCACCCCGGAGCCAGGGUGAGGGCGGCCAGCCUGGUUCUGGUCCCCAGGCCCCUCCGAACUCUUGACAUCUGCGGCUGCACCUCUCCCUGACCAGGCUGCUUGACCAGGGCCCACCGCCUGACCCCCAGCUCUCUUCCUGGGAAGGCAGGAGAGGUGGGCAGGCCUUCCCACCUGCUCCCUCCCCGCCCCGCCCCCCCCCUCCAAGGAGGACACAGAGGCUCCCCUCAGCCAUUUCCAUGGCCUGUUCGCUGUCUUUAUUUCCCAACCAUGACCCCCAACCAUGUUCAGCCUGUGGCCUCCUUGCUUCUCUUGACUUGCCCUGCGCUGAGUGUCCCAUCUUCCCCAGCACGACAUUGAACAGGAGGACCCCCGGGGGCGCACUCCCCUGGAGCUGGCUGUGUCCCUGGGGAACCUGGAGUCCGUGAGAGUCCUCCUUCGACACAAUGCCAAUGUGGGCAAAGAGAGCUGCCAGGGCUGGGCAGGAGGCAGUCAGCACUGGGGACCCCGAGAUGGUACAGCUGGUGCUCCAGUAUCGGGACUACCAGAGGGCCACACAGAGGCUGGCUGGCAUUCCAGAACUACUCAACAAACUCCGCCAGGCUCCCGAUUUCUACGUGGAGAUGAAGUGGGAGUUCACCAGCUGGGUGCCUCUCGUGUCCAAGAUGUGCCCGAGUGACGUGUACCGAGUGUGGAAGCGGGGGGAGAGCCUGCGGGUGGACACCAGUCUGCUGGGCUUCGAGCACAUGACCUGGCAGCGUGGCAGGAGGAGCUUUAUCUUCAAGGGCCGGGAGGCAGGAGCCUUGGUGAUGGAAGUGGACCACGACCGGCAGGUGGUGCACACCGAGACGCUGGGGCUCGCCCUGCACGAGCCGGAAGCGCUGCUGGCCGCCAUGCGACCCAGCGAGGAGCACGUGGCCAGCCGGCUCACCUCGCCUAUCGUCUCCACCCACCUGGACACGCGCAAUGUGGCCUUCGAGAGGAACAAAUGUGGUAUCUGGGGCUGGCGGUCUGAGAAGAUGGAAACCGUUAGCGGCUACGAGGCCAAGGUAUACAGUGCCACCAAUGUGGAGCUGGUGACACGCACCCGCACGGAGCACCUCUCGGACCAGGACAAGUCGAGGAGCAAAGCAGGGAAGACUCCAUUCCAGUCCUUCCUCGGGAUGGCCCAGCAGCACUCCUCCCACAGCGGGGCUUCUGUGCAACAGGCCGCCAGCCCCACCAACCCCACAGCCAUUUCCCCCAGUGAAUACUUCGAUCCCAACUUCAGCCUGGAGUCGAGAAACAUCGGCCGCCCCAUUGAGAUGUCCAGCAAAGUGCAGAGGUUCAAGGCCACACUGUGGCUGAGUGAGGAGCACCCGCUCUCCCUGGGUGACCAGGUGACACCCAUCAUUGACCUGAUGGCCAUCAGCAACGCCCACUUUGCCAAGCUGCGUGACUUCAUCACCCUGCGCCUCCCCCCUGGCUUCCCGGUCAAGAUUGAGAUUCCCCUCUUCCACGUGCUCAACGCCCGCAUCACCUUCAGCAACCUGUGUGGCUGCGACGAGCCCCUGAGCUCCGUGUGGGUGCCGGCCUCCGGCUCCGGCGGCCCGGGAUCAGGGAGCCCUUUCCCGUGCGAGGUGGACCCCGCCGUGUUCGAGGUGCCCGAGGGGUACAGCGUGCUGGGUGCAGAGCGCAGCGAGCCCCUCCGCGACGAGGACGACGACCUGCUGCAGUUUGCCAUCCGGCAGAGCCUGCUGGAGGCGGGCGCGGAGGCCGAGCAGGUGACCGUCUGGGAAGCGCUGACCAACACCCGGCCCGGGGCGGCUCCUGCCCAGGCUGCCGCUUACGAGGAGCAGCUUCAGCUGGAGCGGGCCCUCCAAGAAAGCCUGCGGAUGUCCACGGAGCCCAGUGGCCCAGAAUCCCCUCACAGGACACCCCCGGCCCCGGCACCCCCAAGCUUUGAGGAACAGCUUCGCCUGGCCCUGGAGUUGUCCUCGAGGGAGCAGGAGGAGCUGGAACGACGGGGCCAGCAGGAGGAGGAGGACUUAGAGAGGAUCCUGCAGCUCUCGCUCACCGAGCACUGAGCCCCGAGCCCCUGGGAGGGCUGUCUGGGCUGCUCCCCACCUGCUUUUGUAACUUAUUUAUUUAUAAACUCUCUGCUGCUGAGCUGGGGGCCUGGGGCCCUGGAGGUGGGCCUGCAGUGGAGACCGAGGUGGAAAUAAAGAGACUUUCAGCAGCA
Messenger RNA from Mustela erminea (ermine), 2392 nucleotides. It is a transcript of the gene ANKRD13D, whose product is annotated as ankyrin repeat domain 13D. Gene Ontology annotation, cellular component: cytoplasm. Bases 618 to 2237 code for a protein of 539 amino acids. The transcript has 14 exons. Gene Ontology annotation, molecular function: protein binding. The record is from RefSeq and is a predicted model, not a curated record. NCBI's taxonomy places the organism in Eukaryota, Metazoa, Chordata, Mammalia, Carnivora, Mustelidae.